AGCUCUUCGCAACCUGUGGAUGUCUACACAACAAGCCGCUGCAAAGCCUUCGCUGCAAGGGGUCAGAAUCAAAGCCAGAAAAGGCGCUGUCAAGGCCCACGCAAAGCACGAGCCCUCAGUUUUUAGAGACCAACUUUACAAGUACCUCGAAACAGUCCAGCCAGGCGAUUUUGACGGCUACUACAACAAACUAGUCGCAGCGGGUGGUCAGCUCGAACUCCUCAAGUAUGCAGAUGCCCUCUUCGAGAUCCUCCUCGUUGGUGGCCUUCUCCAGCCCGGUGGCGGCUACCUCGACGAUGGCGCCCCUCCUUCUCCGUUCUCCAUCUUCAACUCCAAGGAGCCGGUGGAAGUGGCUGACGUGAAGAAAUAUGUUGACGUUCUCAACAAGCUUAUCCGGCGGUACAAAUACCUCCAGAAGCCCCUGGAAGAGUCUUCUCUUCCAGGAUUGCUCCAGUACGUCAAUCGAUGGUCCGAAAUCGAGCGCGAAAAGUUCGCCACUGCUAUGGCGUUGAUGGUCGCCCAAAGUCUCGCGACCGUGGCCCCGCUGCUCACCUUGACCAAGGACCACCUGGUUAAGAACGACCUGGCUAUCAAUACGAUCACCCUGUUCUUUCGUGCAUACCUCCAGGAGCAGUCCAUCGACCACCUUGCGACUGCGCUCCGCAAGGGCGGCGUACGCGAUUUGCUCCUAUUCUUCCCCCCGAAUCGCCGCUCGGACAAGAUCCUCGACGAACACUUCCGCAACGCGGGCCUGCCCCAAGUUGCCGAGUGGUGGACGAAGCGCCAGUAUGCGGCCCUCAAAGAGGGCGUCAUCUCGACUCUCAAGGAGAUGCUCGGGAACGGUGAUGAAUACGGCGAUAUCGUCACUGCCAUCAAGACCAGGCAAGAGGAGCAGCCGCUUCCCGACGCAGAGCUCAUCCAGUGCCUGUGGCAGGGCCUCAUCUCCUCUAUCGAGUGGAGUGCCCGCCAGGACCAGAACGAAGCUCUCGCUAUCCGCGAGAUUACGAAAUUCUCAACUAUGCUCGAACCCUUCUGCAACGGACCCAAGACUGAAGUCGCAUUAAUUAACGCAGUGCAAGUGUAUUCAUAUGAAGACACCCGUAUCAUCAAGGCAUUCCCUCAGAUUCUCAAGGUUUUGUACAAUAAGGACUGUAUCUCUGAUCAGGCCAUCAUCUACUGGCAUCAGAAGGGUUCGAAGUCGCAGGGCAGACAGCAUUUCAUCAACGCAACCGCCCCGCUUGUCAAGUUCCUACAGGAGCAAGAGAGCGACGAGGACGAAGAUGAGGAGUGAUCGCUGGAGCUUUUGAUAUAAA
Molecule: messenger RNA, 1313 nt
Organism: Phanerochaete carnosa HHB-10118-sp
Lineage: Eukaryota; Fungi; Basidiomycota; Agaricomycetes; Polyporales; Phanerochaetaceae
Exons: 8
Coding region: 20-1291 (423 amino acids)
Cellular component (GO): membrane; cytoplasm
Molecular function (GO): protein binding
Source: RefSeq, a predicted model, not a curated record